GGCAGCGGGAGGGAGCGGAGCGCCGCAGACCCGGGCACGGCACCGAGCGGGGCGCGCAGGAUUACGGCUCUGCGCGCUGGAAGCGGGAGGCAGCAGAAGGAUUAGUAGGGAAGGGCAGAGGGAGCAGGAUUUAUCAGCUUUUCAGAUAUGCAUUACGGCCUUUUGUAAUAUUUUACUGGAUUGUACAGGACUUGGCCUGGGCACAACAGGGGCUCCUCAGCCAGAAAAGAAAGGAGAGGUUUUUCCUCUUUUUCUUACAUCGUUCAGUAUCUGCCUCUGCGAGCCGUGCACCAGCUGGCCUGGGCACGAGCAAUAACCGGACAACUUUUUCGAGGCUGAAGUAUCAGCAUUCAUUGCAGUCUCAACGACUAUUUGUUUUACUAAAUUAAUCCACAGCAUCUAAGUAAAGGGGCUGAGCGGCAUUAUUUACAAAGGCUGCAGGUUGCUCUCGAGAUGCCCUUCCCCAAGCAUCCAUGGAACAUUUUACUUGAAAAGUCAGCAAUGGGUACUGCAAGUAUGUGUGUGUGACAGCCUAGUGAGGCAGGCUGGAAUGCUCAGCUUCUCCCAUCAGUUUCUGGAGCAUCACUGUGCUGAAUAAAUAGACUCCAUCAAUGUUUAGUAGGUGAAUGUUGCAGGACUUCAGAUAUUGAAGGGUUUAGGAAAGACACUUCUAAAAUACCUAUGGUUAAGUUACAGAGCUGUGCGUUAUUUUAAUUCUAGUAGAUUUCUUUGCACGCAGGGGAGGCUCUCAUCUGUAGAUCCUGUGGGCUAAGGCAAACAUAAAUAUAUGGUACAUUUGUUACAACAAUCUUGUGCAAACUUUGACCACAGACCACAUAGGAGCUUUUGGAAACUCUUUUGCAGAUAGAGCAUCAUUUGCUGGGUGGUUCUUAAUACCUAAGAACGUAAAUCAUACAUGAAUGUUUUAAUGUAAUUAAAUACUUCUGAGAUACAGUAAUAGUUUGCUGAAAGCUUUCAGUUUAUCAGAGAAUAGUGACAGCAGACUGUAUGUUACCUCUGUAGCACACAUCAUUCUGUUUACAGAAUGCACACACAUAGAUAUAGAUGCACAUGUGCACCUGAAAUGUGGGUAUGCAUGUGGCUGCAUGCAUCUCUUCCAUACUGGCAUAGAAUUAGUCCUGCUGAUUACUGCAUUAUGACUUGAGCUAGGUAAAAAGUGUGGGAUUAAUGGAGAAAUUAAUGGAGAAAUGGUGUGAUCGCUGCUCAAGCUGUCCCUGAGCACUUUCCAAGUCAGCACUCUCACAAUAAGCCUUGCUGGACCAUCUGCCUCCCACCAGCUCCUCUGCAUCCCUCACCUCAGGCUCACCAACAACAUUAUUGUCUGGAUUUAUACCUAUGUAUGCUAAAAAAUUGGUCUUUAAAAGCUGAAUAUUUGGUGAAAGAGCCACUGGGACAGGAUUUGCACAAGUUAGUGCCAACUUCUCCAGCCUCAGGCUGCAGCUCUGCUCCUGUGGCAUUCCCUUUCCCUUCCAAAGCUGAAUUAUCUGUCUCUGUAAAACACCUCCUGUAUUGAAUGAACAGGGUAUAAUACAUAUUUUAAAUUUGUGUUACUUUCAACUUGAUUUGCCCAGUUAAUGCAUUAUAGAGUUUUCCUCCACCUUUCUCCUAACUCCACAUGGAGAUCUUUUUCUUAUGUAUCACAGUUCAGUGUUAUGUAAAGGUUUUAACACAAUCUCACCAUCAAACAUAACUUUGCAAUCUGAUUACAUCUUGUAUCAAGCCCAUGUGUAGCAAGCAAUGGUUAAGUCACUGGAGAGCCCUCUCGAGCUGCAAGACUUGUCACCACAGCAUGUGGAGAAAUUUGGGUGUUUCUACCUAAUUUCCAGCUUGUUGGCAGACCUCCCUUGUUGGGAGAUGCGUGGGGUCAGCACAGACAUCCUCUAGCAAGGGAAACUUUGUAACUUGUAAGAAGCGCUUGAAGUUUCUCAGAAUGAUUGCAAUAAAGGGAACUGCUAAGAGUUGACAGGGUCCCAGCAUCAAAUCUGUGGCUUCUUAACAGCCACUUUUACUUCCUAUGUGCAUUCACACAAUUUGAUAUUUGUCUUGACUUUCCAAAACACUGAGAAAAUGGCAGUGUGUAUCCAAGGAAAAGGCUGCAAGACAGAAUCCUUCAGCUGAGGCCUGUCCGCAUUUGUCCUCAAGGAAAGCUGACAAAAGAAAGGAGAGACAUGGAAGAGGGAUGGAUUUUUCUAAAAAUAGUAAUCAUGAGUCCAAUUCCCUUCAGUUUACAACAGGAAACAUCAUCUUGCUUCCCUGCCAACAACUCUGAAUUUGCAAAAUCCUGCUGGUCUUUAGACAAGGACCAACUCUUGAUGCCCCGCAGCUGUAAAUGCAGCAUUGACCUGAGCUUCUGCACUGAGCACACAUCAAAGAAUAGUCCUCAGUUAAGCAACUCUUCACCUGCGAGUCUGGGGCUGUUUUUCAGUGUCUUCAGCCUUUACCAGAAAUCAUGGCAUCACUGAAAAUAUUCAGUCUUCCCUUAAAAAUUCUGUACAUGCUCCUUCAGCUAGGAGAGUAGAAUUGCCAAGAACUUUAUCAUACACACGAUUGUAUCUCUCAUUAAUGAGAAAUACGUUAAUGUAUUUCUCUCUACAAAUACAUUAAUGCAGCUGCUUAGCGUGAUAUCCUCUGUCACAUUUUGCGAGUUCAUUUUGGAAGCAAAGUACUGAUCUGCUUUUCCUUAUAGCAACUAUUUUGGUAGCAAGAGAUCCUUUCCCUGCUGAAGUCCCAGCACCCUGUAGAUCUGUGCUUCCACUCACCAUGCCCAAAGCUGAUAAUUUCCAGUGCUAACUAUUGCCCUUUUUUCAGUGCAGUGUUAACCCUUUCAUUGACCUCUUCACCUAGAGGUCUCCUCUGCCCAUCAAUUAUCCAUCACUGUCCUUUCAAUUAUGAUUUUAUGAUUUUACUAACAACUUCCAAUUCUUAUGGUCCUAAUCCCCCUUUGGCUGUGAGAACUGAUAAACAGGGAUAGAAGACUUGUUUUCUUUCAUUUAGCUUAAUUCAUUUCAGGUGAAACAUGCAUGAAAAAGACAAAUGCCACAUUGUCUAUUACAGAUACUAGUUAUUUCCUCCUUAGUCUUUCCUUUUAAAUAUCAUAAUCAGAAGUGAUGCACUUCAGCUCUUUUAGGCAUACUUUGAUGAUAUUGCAAUAUGCAGUUUAUGGAAAAAUCAAACGGCAGUUUUUAUUUCAGCAGCACUUUGCUAUUUCCCCACUAAAAAGCAACAUUUAAUUUUUAAGCUGCACAUUUGCAGCAGUGGUUGUGGGCGGAGAGUCUGCUUAUUUAUUUGGUUGGGUUUUACUAGAAUGUACUGUCAUGGCAACUGCUCUAAGGGUGAGUGCAUCUGGAGGUAAUUCGUACACAUCAUGUUGAAUGCAGCAAAAUUGUAUUGUACCAUUUAAACUUUUUCAACCACUGGGCGAAGGGCAAAGUUACCCCUUUGAGACUCCAAAGCAGCUUCUCCUUACUAAACAAACAAAUACAUAAACAAACUUGGCAGAGCACUAGGAGCAAUGCCAAACAUUUCUUGAUGUUUGGAUGCAAAGCCUGCUGCACAGUUAAUUUAGGUCCAGUAUCUUGGGUGUUUUCUCCAGUACUGCUGAUGCACAGCAAGCUUUCCAUCCUGUUCAUGCGUAGGCUGAGCAUUAUGCCUUGCCCAGGUGCUGUUUGGGCAGGCAUUGGCCAGACUAGUCUCCCUUGGCUCCAGGAGGCAUUGCCACGUGUUGCCCAGGCAAGUGCCAGAUCCUCUCAUCCUGGCAUUGAUGUGGUCUCCAGCUGUUCCAUUUUACAUCACUGCAAGCAUGGAGAAACUCUAUCAAAAUCCACUGACCAACGACACGAGUGGUGUUAAAAAGGACUAAAUUGGGCCAGUGAUGCAGUUUCAAGCAUAACAUGCCUGACCUUUGCUACAUGGUCUUGAUGGCCUUUCUCCAGCCAAGUUGUGGGCACUGCGUGAUGAGCCAGAAAGCUCCAGCUAUCCCAGCAUGGCCUCUCCAACACUGGCAACAAGGACUCAUCUGAGAACUUGGGCCUAAAGGAUCUCUCUCAGUUUCAGCCUCGGCGGUUCAGCAGCUGGGCAGGGCACGAUGAAAGCAACAGCCCAGGAGCCCACGGAGCCCCUGGGCCAGCCAGGCGCCUGAGGCUGGCAGCAGUGCCACACCAGGCUGGUCUCUGCCGCAGACAGCUGGGAGAAGCUUUUCAUCAGGAGAAGGCACCAAAGUGAUGGGCUGAACUUAUGGGAGGAAUGAGUGUCUGGCCAGGUGAAGAUUUGGAGGCCUGUUGGGAAGCGUGAAGGGCCAGUUUCAGUAAGGGCAUGGCCAAAGCUUUCUUCAGGCUACAGAAGUUUCUCCGUCGGAUCCAGUUUCUGCUCUUCUUCCUCACAGCAGCUUACCUGAUGGCUGGCAGCCUCUUGCUACUGCAGCGGACCCGCUUGGUUCUCCAGCAAGGUUCGCGUGGGACCCCCAGUAACCAGGCCCUGCCGGUGCUGGAGGGGGUGAGCAGGGUUGGGAUCACAGAGCCCAGGACCCUGCAGAACCCCCGGCCCGGCCCCAGGCUGCUGGUGGGCAUGGAUGCACUGCAGGAGCCGGCCCUGGACCAGCGGCACAGCCCGCACUGGCUCAUGUCCCGCAACUCGGAGCUCAGGCAGCUGCGGAGAAGGUGGUUCCACAGGUUCACCAGUGACCAGGAGCCCCUGCAGACAGCAGGGUUUAAAGCAAUGAAGAGCACUGCUGAGCACAAAGGCACCUACAUGGGCUGCUUCACUCACGAUUCGAGGGAGAGGACACUGAAGGGAGCUGUCUUUUAUGACUUAAGAAAAAUGACAGUAGGUCACUGUCAGGAAGCUUGUGCUGAGAGAGCUUACAGCUACGCAGGCCUGGCAUUCGGAGCAGAGUGCUACUGUGGGAACACGCUGCCAGCUGCUGCCGCCAAGCCCGAGGAGUGCGGCAGCGAGUGCAAGGGCGAGAAGGGCUCCGUGUGCGGAGGGGUGAACCGGCUCUCGGUCUACAGCGUGCAGCAGCUGCGGGCAGGAGCCAGGCCACGGAGGAAUGUUAUUUAUCGAGGAUGUUUUAGAGCUCCAGAAAAUUUAACAGACACCUUUCCAGCCUCUUUGACACAGACCAAUUUGACGGUGGAGAUGUGCUCUGAAUUUUGCUCCAAGAAAGAGUUCCCGCUGGCAGUGAUCCGAGGGCAGGAAUGCUACUGUGGAUACCCCACCAGGCGCUUCUCGCUGCGCGAGGGCACAGACAGGCAGCGCUGCAGCGGGAACCACAAUGCCAGCAGUGCUGCUGGGGGAGACUACUGCCUGGUCUAUCAGACACCUGUGCAAGACACCCGCUGCACAGACAGGAAAUUCUUAACCACUAAAUCCAAAGUGUUUGUUGCUUUGUCAAGCUUUCCUGGGGCUGGGAAUACAUGGGCACGCCAUCUGAUAGAGCACGCCACAGGAUACUACACAGGAAGUUAUUACUUUGAUGGAGCCCUCUACAACAAAGGUUUUAAAGGAGAAAAAGACCACUGGAGAAGUAGAAGGACUAUCUGUGUGAAAACACACGAAAGUGGCAAGACAGAGAUUGAAAUGUUUGACUCGGCGAUCCUGUUGAUUAGGAACCCGUACAAAUCACUGAUGGCGGAGUUCAACAGAAAAUAUGCUGGGCAUCUGGGCUAUGCCACUGACCGCAACUGGAAGAGCAAAGAGUGGCCAGAUUUCGUGAACAGCUAUGCCUCCUGGUGGGCCUCCCAUGUCCUGGAGUGGCUGAAGUAUGGGAAGCGCCUGCUCGUUGUCCAUUAUGAGGACCUGAAGCAGAGCCUCAUCCCCAAGCUGAAGGAGAUGGUGGAGUUUCUGAAUGUGACAGUGACAGAGGACCGGCUGCUCUGUGUAGAGAACAACAGGGACGGGAAUUUCAAGCGGUCUGGUGCUAAGCAAAAGAAUUUUGAGCCAUUCACCCAGGAAAUGAAAGAUCUUAUCAACAGAUACAUCCUGACAGUGGAUGAAGCCCUAAAGGGAAGAAACUUCUCAGGGCUGCCCAGGGAGUAUGUGCCAAGAUGAUAGGCUGGUAUCACGCUGCUGUGGUUAGAAAUGAAGUUUUUUUUCUUCUUAAAAAAACAGAAAAAAAGCCCAAAAAAAAACCCCCCACAAAUAAGAAGAAAAGUAAAAAAAAAAAAAAAAAAAAAAAAAAAAGGGGGGGGAAACAAACAAACAAAAAAAAAAAACAAAAAACCAAAACAAACAAACAAACAAACCCAUGAAAAAAAACACCGAAGACCAGAUCUCUUUAGAAGUUAUGGCAAAGAUACUUGUGGAGGCUGCUGAGCAGUGCAGCAGUUGGGAAUGCCUGGGUUUUGUCAGCCCCAAACAACCCCAAACCUGGCUCCAGGAGCAUGGAGGAGACCUCAGAGGGGUGGCAGAGAAGGGAGUGCCCCCUGUGCUAGGGGCUUGAUACGGGCUUCUGCACCUACCUCUCUUCAUCUGGAGAGUCAUGGUGGGUCUGGGGGGACACCAGGGCCAAAUGUCACCACAGUUGGUUCUAGAAAUGGUCACCUGGGAAGACCUGGAGAAUAGGGGCAAAGGGGGUAAUCCCCAGUCCUUCUGGCCCCAGCAGGGGUAGGAUCACACCUCCUACCUCAUCCCUGAAGUCCCUGGAGGAACUCCAAGGCAGUCCAGCCUGGAAAACCACAGCUACUUAGAGCUGCGUGCUGGAGCCCCCUCCAGCAGCCAUACAGGUUUGAUUUUUAACUCCUGCAGUCACCUUGGGUGUGUUUGACCCUGCAGGGGGCCCGUGUGCUGUGGGGAGAGAACAGCUGGCAGGGCAGCUGGCCCCAUGGUCCUGGGCCACUGGGCAGCUUGGAGGUGGUUAAUCCCUGUGGCCAAAGGAGCUUGCCCUGCUGCAAGACACUUCUGUUCAUGUGAAGUAAAGGAUUUCUUAAAAAUUUGAGUGAAAAUACUAAUUUUAAUUAAACAAGUUUAUAUAAAGGGAACUGAA
Molecule: messenger RNA, 7000 nt
Organism: Serinus canaria (Common canary)
Lineage: Eukaryota; Metazoa; Chordata; Aves; Passeriformes; Fringillidae
Gene: WSCD1
Product: WSC domain containing 1
Exons: 9
Coding region: 4333-6066 (577 amino acids)
Molecular function (GO): sulfotransferase activity
Source: RefSeq, a predicted model, not a curated record